Messenger RNA from Achroia grisella, 943 nucleotides. It is a transcript of the gene Prosalpha7, whose product is annotated as proteasome subunit alpha type-3-like. The record is from RefSeq and is a predicted model, not a curated record. Lineage: Eukaryota; Metazoa; Arthropoda; Insecta; Lepidoptera; Pyralidae. The coding region runs from base 149 to 916 and encodes 255 amino acids. Gene Ontology annotation, cellular component: proteasome core complex; nucleus; synapse. Gene Ontology annotation, biological process: ubiquitin-dependent protein catabolic process. The transcript has 5 exons.
CUACUCUGACAACAAGAACAAACUCAUUCAUAUUUGCUUGUCAUUGCUGCCGACUAAUAAUUUCCUUUAUUUAAUUUCUUAAUGAGUGAAUCCAUUUAACUAUAUUACGAUAUAUACUUAAAUAAAAUAUUUUAUUACACGAAGGAUCAUGAGUUCCAUCGGAACAGGUUAUGACCUCUCAGCGUCACAGUUUUCGCCUGAUGGCCGUGUUUUUCAAGUGGAAUAUGCAGCUAAAGCGGUAGAAAAUUCUGGAACAGUAAUUGGCCUGAGAGGGAAGGAUGGUGUGGUGUUUGCAGUUGAAAAACUGGUCACAUCGAAGUUGUAUGAGCCUGGUGCUAAUAAGAGGAUCUUUCAUGUUGAUGAGCAUGUUGGCAUGGCCGUAGCAGGACUUAUUUCAGAUGCUCGUCAAAUCGUCGAAACAGCUCGUUCAGAAGCGUCAAACUACAGAUCUCAGUAUGGAGUGCCAGUGCCUCUGAAAUACUUAAAUGAACGUGUUUCCAUGUACAUGCAUGCAUAUACACUAUACAGCGCUGUCCGUCCAUAUGGCUGUUCCAUGGUCAUGGGUACUUGGACGGAUUAUGAAGGACCACAGAUGUACAUGUUGGAUCCUAGUGGAGUUUCUUUUUCAUAUUUUGGCUGCGCCGUCGGCAAAGCCAAGCAAGCUGCCAAGACUGAAAUUGAGAAACUGAAAUUGGGUGAUCUCACCGUUAAAGAGUUGGUGAGGGAGGCAGCCAGAAUCAUCUAUUUAGUACAUGAUGAAUUAAAAGAUAAACAAUUCGAGUUGGAACUGUCCUGGGUGUCGGAGGCGACUAAAGGGCGUCACGAAAUGGUGCCCAAGGAACUGGCGAAAGAAGCGGAGAACGUGGCUAAACAGGCCCUGGCCGAUAUCGAGGAUUCUGAUGAGGGAGACAUGUGAACUUAGUUAAUACAUUUUUAUUAUAAA